Molecule: messenger RNA, 1248 nt
Organism: Brassica oleracea var. oleracea
Lineage: Eukaryota; Viridiplantae; Streptophyta; Magnoliopsida; Brassicales; Brassicaceae
Product: 26S protease regulatory subunit 10B homolog A-like
Exons: 9
Coding region: 1-1248 (415 amino acids)
Biological process (GO): positive regulation of RNA polymerase II transcription preinitiation complex assembly
Cellular component (GO): cytosolic proteasome complex; proteasome regulatory particle, base subcomplex
Molecular function (GO): proteasome-activating activity; ATP hydrolysis activity; ATP binding
Source: RefSeq, a predicted model, not a curated record
AUGGAAGACGUAGAUGAAGAGAUAGUGAGGAGAAUCAAUGACGAGAAAGUGAAGAGAGGCAUAGCCAUUAUGAGAUGCAAGUCUAAACUCCACAUUCGCAACAUCAACCAAGAAAGAACCAAAACUGUAAAAGAGAAUCUGGAAGCUUUAAAGAUAAGACUCGAAGAAACUGAAGACGAACUCAAGUACUUUACCACUACUAAUGCGGAAUUGGUUGGAGAAGUUAUGCAACCUCUAGGCAAAGAAAGAUUUCUUGUGAAAGUAAACGAAGGAGUUCGUUACAUAGUUAAUCGCUCAAGCUUAGCAGCUCACUCAAAGCUAGUUUCUGGAACCAGAGUUAGUCUUCAGAGAAGAACGUUUACUAUAAUGAGAAUCCUCCCUCCUAAGGUUAAUCCAUUCGUUCAGAAGAUGGUGUAUCAACAUGAUGGUGGUGAUGUUAGUUACUCAGAUCUUGGUGGGUUAACUCAUCAGCUCAGAGAUGUAAGAGACUGGAUUGAACGUCCUCUCAUAGAUCCUGACAUUUUUGAACGAGUUGGUGUAAAGCCUCCCAAGGGAGUGCUUCUCUAUGGACCUCCUGGUACUGGAAAGACAUUGUUAGCCAAAGCAAUCUCUAGCAAUAUCAAUUCAACUUUCUUGAUGGUUGUUUCUAGCUCGCUUGUUAGCAAAUACGUGGGAGAGAGUUCAUUGUUGGUGAGAGAGAUGUUUAAGUAUGCUCGUGAACAUCAAAUAAGUUCUCUUGAUGACUACUUGUUGCCAUGCAUCAUCUUUAUGGAUGAGAUUGAUGCUAUUGGUAGACGUAGAUCCAGCUACGGAGAAGGAGAUACUAGUGAGUGUGACAGAGUUCUUAUCGAGCUUCUCUCUCAACUUGAUGGAUUCAACGAACUUGAUAAGGUGACAGUUAUAAUGGCAACAAACAGACCUGAUGUUCUUGACCCUGCCCUUCUUCGACCUGGUAGAAUCGAUAAGAAGAUAGAGUUCUCAUUGCCUAACGAAGAUUCCAGAAUGAGAAUCAUUAAGAUUCAUGCUUCUGGAAUUACUAAACAAGGAGAUAUCGACUACGAAAAAGUCGUGAAGCUAUCUGAGGGAUUCAGUGGAGCAGAUAUGCGUAACAUAUGUACCGAAGCAGGGAUGUUAUCUUUACGUGCAGGGCACGAUUACGUUGUCCCCAACGACUUCAUUAAGGCUGUAACGAAACUAGGCGAAGCGAAGAAACUUGAGUCCAGUGCACAUUACAGUGCUGGUUUCUGA